CAACUUUGAUUAUAAAACUACCAAAAAUCUUGUUUGUAUUUAUCUUUUCCUUUUCGCCCUUUUUACAUAUUAUUUUUUUACAGUAUUAUCACCAUGGUAAACUCUAAUCAAACUGUGGAAGCCACAGAAAUGCUCCCUCGUUUACACGCCCUUACUUUAGCUGAUGAUGGCUCACCAGCUCAAGAUAAAACGUAUAUUCGUAUUCCUUUGUUUAAAGGCAAAGUCAUUCUCCGUAUCAUCUUAAAGCCUGGAUCUUUAGCUGCUGGUGGACAGCCAAUUUUGUAUACAAAUUAUCCAGUUGCAGGAGAAUAUGAAAGACACACAUUUCAUCCUGUCAAGUUCAUCAAGGAUCCAAAUUUGCUCCACGCUUAUUGUGACGUUAAUCUAGAUCACCCAGGUGCUUACCAAUAUAAGGUGGAAUACACCGUCAAUAACACUAAAAACACAUCCGAAGUUGGUUACGUCGUAGCCGAACCACGUAUUAAUUUACCCAACAGUGAGAAAAAACUGUUACCUUUAGAUGGCUUAAUGGUGUUGUCCAUGGUACCUAAAUGGAUGGGUCCAAUUACUGAAUGGAAAAAACUAAUUGAAGAAACUGAAUACGCUGGGUAUAAUAUGAUUCACUUUGUUCCUUUACAAAAACGAGGCGAUUCAAACUCGCCGUACAGUAUUGCUGAUCAACUCACUUUCGACGACGAUGUCUUCAAUGCCAAAGAUCGCAACAAGUCCAACAAGGAGAAAUUAGCCAUUGUGCAAUCUGCCAUCAAGAACAUUCACACCAAAAACGGUAUCCUCAGUCUUUCUGAUGUAGUCUGGAAUCAUACCAGUAACAGUUCUCUGUUUUUGUUGAAACAUCCUGAAGCAGGCUACAAUCUUCAUAAUUCACCUUAUCUUGUUCCUGCAUAUGAAUUGGAUACUGCACUUAUCGAGCUCUCCGGGAAUAUGGAAAAAGAAGGUUUGCCUGUCGAUAUCAAUUCCGAUAGUGACGCUAGUACCAUAAUCAAUUACAUCAAGAAUCACACAUUUAAGAACUUGAAGCUUUAUGAGUACAAAGUAAUCGAUGUGACCAAGUAUGUCAAUGAAGUUCGUCAAGCUCUGAAGUCUAGCAAUUUCAAGGAUGUAGACCCUUCUGCAUACGAAAACGUAUCUCAUUUGCAACUUAAGGAGCGUACCAAACUUUUAGGCAAAGACGUUAUUUUAAAUGGGCAUUUAGGUACCCGUUUCCACAAGUCAGUUGAUAUUCCCAAGGCUCUUUCUUUCUUAUUGGCAUUUAAUGGAAUAACUGGAACCGAUCAAGUAUCAUGUGAUCGCGUUGAUUCUUUGACAGAUUCUUUCCAAGGAUUAUUGAAUGAUUAUAACUUGCCAUUUUAUGAAGAGUAUGAUGAGGAAACCCGAGUUGCGUUGGAUAAUAUCAAGGGUAGACUUUUAUUUACGCGCUUAGCUGAAAAUGGUCCCAAGUUAGGUCGUAUCACUAAGAGUAACCCCGUCAUUGAAACUUAUUUCACUCGCCUUGUGGAUGAAAAGAAUGAUCAUCCUGCAGGUAGUAUGAUGUUGGCAAAUAACGGUUGGAUCUGGAAUGCAGAUCCUCUUGUGGAUUUUGCAGGACCUGGAUCUAUCGCCUACUUACGUCGUGAAGUCAUUGUUUGGGGCGACUGUGUUAAGCUUCGUUAUGGACAAUCUCCCGAAGACAAUCCUUGGUUGUGGAAGCAUAUGCGUGCAUAUACCGAACAAGUGGCUGGUAUGUUCCAUGGUAUCCGUAUUGAUAAUUGCCAUUCUACACCCAUUCAUGUCGCCGAAUAUUUCCUGGAUGCUGCUCGCAAAAUUCGUCCUGAUUUAUAUGUUCUGGCCGAAUUGUUUACUGGUUCCCCUGAAAAAGACAAUGCCUUUGUUUCCCGUUUGGGUAUUCAUGCUUUAAUUCGUGAGGCUAUGCAGGCUUGGGAUACUCAUGAAUUGUCCCGUUUGGCUCAUCGUCACGGUGGUAAACCUGUUGGUAGUAUGGAUGAGGACAUGAUCUGGAAGACGGUUAAAUAUGAAGGUAAAGAGCACGAAGAGGUUCUUCAUAUCCCUGUGACUAGCGGUAGUAUGCCCAGGGCUCUUUUCAUGGACUGCACUCAUGAUAAUGAAACUCCAUUCCAAAAAAGAACUCCUCAAGAUGCUUUGCCCAACGCUGCUAUUGUUGCCUUUUCUGAUUGUGCUAUAGGUAGUGUUAAGGGUUACGACGAAAUCUAUCCUAAGCUCUUAGACAUUGUUAACGAAACAUCUUGCUACGAUCCCAACCCUCAACAUAGUACCGGUAUUAUUGAAGCGAAGCACAAAUUAAAUGCCCUUCAUCAAAAAAUGUGUCUUGAAGGUUACCGCGAGGUUUACGUGCAUCAAGAAAAUGACUUUUUAUUGGUCCAUCGUCAGCAUCCCAAUUCUCACUCUGGCUACCUGCUUAUUUCAAGAACUGCUUUCCCGGGUCAAGGAACUGGUCAUUCACCUAUUCAACUUCGCAAGUCUGAAGCAGAAUUUGAAUUUGCUUACUCUCUUAAGGUUGACAGCGACAAGGCUGUAUCAUCUAAAUAUUUGGAAGGUCUUCCUGCUCAUCUCGAGACAUUAGAAUCGCCUCGUUUUGAUCAUCACACUGACGAUAAGGGUCAAUUUGUUGAAGUUAUCCUUCCAGACAACUUUACUCCUGGUUCCAUUUGCGUUAUCAAAACUUCUAUUGGUGAAAAGUAUGAAAAAAUCCAUCAGGUGGUCAUGUCUAUCGGUGACGAUGUUGUGAAAGAUCUUGGACUUUUGGACUGUAAUGUUAUUCUCUAUCGCUGUGAAAGUGAAGAGCGCGAUAGUACUUCCGAGGAUAUAUACAAUAUUCCCAAUUAUGGAAAGUUGGUUUAUGCCGGUCUCCAAGGUUUCAUGUCUGUUUUAAAACCCAUCAUUGCCAAUAACGAUUUGGGCCAUCCCUUCUGUGAUAAUUUGCGUGGUGGACAUUGGGCUCUUGAUUAUACAAUCAAUCGACUUAAGACGUAUCAAGCUGACUAUCCUAAUAUUGGUUCAUUAGUCCAAUGGCUUGAAAAGCGUGCCUCUUUGAUUCAAGAAGUACCUGAUUUCUUAAUGCCCAAGUAUUUUGCAUUGACAGUCAAGACUGCGUACGACAAGGUGUAUAGUCAUGCUUUAAGCUUAAUGUCCCCAUUGGUUCAACAUGGUGAUACUUUUAUUAAACAAUUAGCCAUGACAAGUGUUCAAAUGCUCGGAAAAGUUCCUUCGACCGGACUCUGUCCCAGUAAAGCUACCCCUUCUUUGGCUGCUGGCUUACCUCACUUUACAGUCGGGCAUAUGCGUGUCUGGGGUCGUGAUGUAAAUAUUUCUCUCCGUGGUCUCCUUAUGGUUACUGGUCAAUAUGAAGAGACCAAAAAUCACAUCAUUGCGUUUGCUGGAUCGCUUCGCCAUGGUCUGAUUCCCAAUUUGUUAGAUUCAGUGCGUCGUCCUCGUUACAAUUCUCGUGAUUCCGUUUGGUUUUUUAUGCAAGCAAUUCAAGACUACUACAAGCUCGCUCCCGAUGGAAAAUCUAUCUUGAAUGUUAAGGUCCCUCGUCGUUUCCCUAAAGAUGACAAAUUCGUUGAAGUAGAGGAAGGUUACAAGUACACAUCUACAAUUGCUGAGAUUAUCCAAGAAAUUAUGGAACGACAUGCACGAGGCAUCCACUUUAGGGAAUAUAAUGCAGGAAUUCAAAUCGAUGAACAAAUGUCCGAUAAAGGUUUUAAUAUCGAUAUCGAUGUUGAUUGGGAAUCUGGUGUUCUUGUGGGCGGUAACAUUUGGAAUUGCGGUACAUGGAUGGAUAAAAUGGGUGAAAGCACAAAGGCUGGAAAUAAGGGACACCCUGGUACUCCCCGUGAUGGUGCUCCUGCUGAAAUUACUGGUCUCUUAAAGAGUUCUCUUCGCUGGAUCAAUCAAUUAAUUGAAAGGGGUGAAUAUAAAUGGAAGGGUGUGGAUCAAAUCAAGGAUAAAAAGAUGGUCACUUUUAAGCAAUGGAACGAUCUUUUAGAAAAGAAUUUUGAACGUGUGUAUUAUAUUCCCAAGGACAAGUCGGAUGAUAAGAACUACGAUGUUAUCACUAAAAUUGUAAAUCGUCGUGGUGUCUACAAGGAUGUCUACAAAGCUACUGAAGCAUACACGGAAUAUCAACUGCGCCCUAACCUCUUUGUUGCUAUGGCCGUUGCACCUGAACUUUUCGAUAGAAAACAUGCUCAAGAAUGUAUCCGUAUUUGUAAGAAUAUUCUCGUCGGACCUCUUGGCAUGCGUACCUUAGAUCCUGCAGAUCAGCAAUACAAGCCUUAUUAUUUUAACAGUGAUGACUCUGGGGAUUUCCAAACAUCCAAGGGCCGUAAUUAUCAUCAAGGCCCUGAAUGGGUCUGGCCGCUCGGUUAUUAUCUUCGUGCUGCUCGCCACUUCGAAGCACUCGACCCUCAAGAGAUUGCUCGUAUUUUAAGUAAGCAUCGUGAUUAUAUCAGUCAAGAUGCUUGGUGCGGUCUUCCUGAAUUAACAAACAAAGAUGGUGAAAUCUGCCACGAUUCUUGUGCAACCCAAGCUUGGUCUGCUGCCACUUUAUUGGACUUAAUCCAUGAUUUAAUUGAAGGGGACAACUUUUAAAGAACAUCUCUCCCAUCCCCUUUAGUAUUUUUGCAUUCCCCUUUUUUAAGAAUAAAAUCUGUAAUUUUAAUAAUAAAAAAAAAAAUUAGGGACUAG
This is a messenger RNA of Mucor mucedo, 4725 nucleotides long. Its product is annotated as glycogen debranching enzyme. The record is from RefSeq and is a predicted model, not a curated record. Gene Ontology annotation, molecular function: 4-alpha-glucanotransferase activity; amylo-alpha-1,6-glucosidase activity. Gene Ontology annotation, biological process: glycogen biosynthetic process; glycogen catabolic process. Bases 94 to 4629 code for a protein of 1511 amino acids. NCBI's taxonomy places the organism in Eukaryota, Fungi, Mucoromycota, Mucoromycetes, Mucorales, Mucoraceae. The transcript is spliced from 6 exons.